Molecule: messenger RNA, 2085 nt
Organism: Culex pipiens pallens (northern house mosquito)
Lineage: Eukaryota; Metazoa; Arthropoda; Insecta; Diptera; Culicidae
Product: sterol O-acyltransferase 1-like
Exons: 4
Coding region: 164-1882 (572 amino acids)
Biological process (GO): cholesterol metabolic process
Cellular component (GO): endoplasmic reticulum membrane
Source: RefSeq, a predicted model, not a curated record
CGGACUCAUCCAAGUUCAGUUUGUUUUGUUCGGCCGUCGAGCCUGGAACGUCGUCUGUCGCUCUGUUGUCCAGUGAAAGUGGCCCUUUGUUCUGUGUGUGUGUUUCCAUGAUCUAGAAUCCGGAAUAGAUUUGUGUGCGCAAGAAGUUCAAGAAGCUGUGAAGAUGAGUGAACUCAACAGUUCAACGAACAGUGCCAGCGGAUCGAGCUCCUGCGGAAGUUCCGACGGUGAAAGCAAUGGCGUUGGGAAACGUGCACAACGCGAACUCAAGGAAGAAGUGGUCAAAGACAUGGCAAUCGAUAAAAUGCGCGAAAAGAUGGAUAGCUUAGUCCACAAGCUGGAGAAGGACGUCGAGCGCAAGCUGGACCUGCUGGUGGAGGAUUUGGUGGGUGAGGUGAAGCUGUUCAAUCUCAAAAACUACAAGCUGCGGGAGCUGUUCAAGGAGACGAGCUCGUCCUCGAUAAGUACCGCCGACGGCGGCAGUUCCAGUAGUCGAGGUCGCAACCGAUCGCGUACCGGUGGCAAGCUGCCGGACAAGGAGUUUGUGGCGAGGAACUCGCUGCUGACGGACCUCUUCGAGGUGAAGCACAUCAAGACGAUCUAUCACAUCUUCGUGGUGAUACUGAUUAUCAUGUUUCUGAAUACGGUCGUGCACGACUUCGUCGAUCGGGGACGCAUCAAUCUGGGAUUCCGACCGAUCGUGGCCGGAUUCGGGAAGUUUCACAUCGCGCUGCUGCUGUGGAGCUGCAUGCAGAUCGCUACCCUGUGUGUGUAUCCGAGCUUCUGUCUGUGGGUGUUUGUGCGAAAGGACUAUGAAUCCCGCAAGGUUUGGGACAUCAGCUCUAUCUUCGGACUAGUAUUAUACCAGUGCACCUUUGUGGCGUUCGUUAUAAAAGCCGUGCUUUGGUUGGACCUUCCACCGGCGUCUUCGGUAGCAGUCCUCAUGGAAAUGACCCGGUUCGUAAUGAAGGUCCACGCCUUCGUCCGUAGCAACAUCCCACGUGCCUUGGAAAGGACAACCAAAUCUUCCUCGGAAGACAAACCUGCCCACGCCGUUGCAGUUCCAUCGUUCUCAAAGUUCAUCUACUUCCUAUUCGCUCCAACCCUGGUAUACCGUGACGAAUACCCGCGCACUAAGCGAAUCCGCUGGUCCGUGGUGUUCCGCCACGUUCUGGAAGUAAUCGGCGUAAUCUUCUACAUCAGCUUCAUCUUCGAACGCUUCCUGACUCCGCUGUUUGACCGAUUCGGACACGCGGAAAUCAGUUCCGGCAAGUUUGUCCUCUCCCUGUUCGGAAGUGUCAUGCCCGGAUCGCUGUCCUUCCUGUGUGGAUUCUACUGCCUGCUGCAUGCCUGGAUGAACGCCAGCUCGGAGCUGUUACGAUUCGCGGAUCGUCUGUUCUACCGGGACUGGUGGAACGCGUCCUCGUUCGCCGAGUACAUCCGAUCCUGGAACGUGGUGGUCCACGACUGGUUGUACACGUACAUCUACAAGGACGCCGUUGAGCAUGUGUUCAAGGAUUGCCGGUUUUUGGCAACCGUGCUGGUGUUCACCGUGUCGGCAAUCUUCCACGAGGUGAUCCUAGCGUUCGCCUUCCGGUUCUUCUUCCCGGUGAUGUUUGUGCAGUUCGAGUUCAUGGGACUGCUGCUGAUGUUCGUGACGCGCAAUAUGAGCAAAGACGUCGGCAACAUUCUGCUGUGGCUGAUGCUGUGCAUCGGAAACGGUAUCCAGCUUAGUCUGUACAACAUGGAGUACUACGCUAGGAGGAACUGCCCGGUUAGCGGAGAAUCGCUGGUGGACUACUUGAUACCGGUGUCGUGGUCCUGCAACGGAAUCUCGCAUAAUCCGAACUGGACGAUCAGCGCUCCGUGGGAACUGAAUUGACUGAAUUCCGUGAAUGUUCAUAGCUAGAUAAGUAAACAUAAUUACGUCGAGAUUAGACUUAAGCCAUGUGCCAUGAGGGUGGAAUCGAUUGCCUUUGACCAGUGAUUGCUGAACGUUGUCUACUUCAAAUAUAUAUUUAUUGCAUGAAGUCUUGCAAAAUCGUAUUAGUUAUAUAUUUAAAUACAGAACUGUCAGUAAAGUGU